Molecule: messenger RNA, 5319 nt
Organism: Drosophila sulfurigaster albostrigata
Lineage: Eukaryota; Metazoa; Arthropoda; Insecta; Diptera; Drosophilidae
Exons: 10
Coding region: 477-5141 (1554 amino acids)
Biological process (GO): signal transduction
Cellular component (GO): cytoskeleton
Molecular function (GO): protein binding
Source: RefSeq, a predicted model, not a curated record
GUUUCAGUCGUUAAACGAGAGAGCAAGCAUCGACUUGCAUGUUUGUUUGUGCCUCGCGCGCGCAAUAGUGUUGUAUGGAAUAAAAGUGUUAAAACACAAAAAUUUGUUUGUGGCAAAAAAGUAAAGUGUAUGUGAAUGUGAGUGUACGAGUGUGCAAAUAAAAAAAAAGCGAAAACAAAGUAACGAGGAGCUACGUUCUCGCAGUCGGGGGCGGCAAACAGCAAAAGUUCAAAUAGCAAAACACAAACCGCAGUUGCUGCCGCAGCCACCGCCGCAGUUGCACUUUGUUGCCGCUAGUCGCAGUCGUCGCUUGUCGCGUUUGACGUUUGUCGGUUCUCCUCCUCGGUCGGCGGCGUAUUUGUUGUUUUUCUUUCGGCAAACUCAACGGCGGAGCAGAACCAGAAAAGAAGGUGGAGCAGAGGCAGGCGUUGCGCGCGUCCGUCGGAGGUGCCAACAGCAAGAGCGAAUGUGUUUCAAUGAUGUUACUGCCUUCGGGGCGUUCGAAUAGUGAUGUCUAUCCGUUACAAAAUGCCAGCACACAAUCGCCCACAGUGGUGGGCGCGUCCAAGCCUCUGUUACUGACAAGAACAUCAUCGCCACAACUGACAACGUUGCCAAUGUCAAAUGGCGGCGCCAACACCAACGCCAAUGCCAUCACCAACUCCAGCGCCAACUCGAGCGCCGCCUACACAACGCUGCUAAAGUCCUCCAACAUCGCGCCACAAGAAACGGCCGGAAGUCUGUCGGAGACCGGAACACAGGCGGCAACGACGACGUCAACGACAACAGCGACGGCAACGGCGGCAUCGACGAUACCAGCAACAACUGUGGACACCAUCAAUUCCGGACUUGGGGUUGCUGGCAUCUAUGGCCCAAUUUUGGGGCAGAGUCAUGCCGGCAGCAUUGCCAUCGGAAAUUGGGGUGAAAUUGAUCGACACCUCGAGGCGGUGCAGGACAAGCUGAAAACUGGCUGGACCGUGCAUGUGGGCAAGGAAGGCAGACUCUACUACUGCAACCACUUGACGCAAUCAUCUGGCUGGCUGCCUGCUUGCGAGGAUUGGAGCAAACAUGAAGAGCUCACCUACGGUUGGGAGCGUGCCAUAGACUCCAAGGGUCGAUCGUACUACAUCAAUCACUUGAAUAAGACGACCACGUAUGAGACACCUGAGUGCAUAAGAUGGGAUGAACAUCCGCCAGAGCCACGUUUGGUGUUGUUGCUGCGCAGCUCCAGCUUAGGCUUUGGCUUUGUGGCGGGCAGUGAAAGGCCUGUCAUAGUACGCUUUGUGACUGAGGGAGGUCCCAGCAUUGGGAAGCUGCAGCCAGGCGACCAGAUAUUGGCAGUCAACGGUGAGGAUGUGAAGGAUGCGCCCAGGGAUCAUGUCAUUCAGCUGGUGCGUGCCUGUGACACUCAGGUGUCCUUGCUCGUCUGUCAGCCCAUGGCGCACUGUGUGAUGCCAGGCCGUAAAUCGACACUGCUCUCCGCUGGUAAAAGGGCAAAGCUGCGCUCGCGUCCAAGUCGCGUGCGCUUCGCAGAGAGCGUGUGCGUCAAUGGAGCACCAUUGUUUCCGCCUUCGGCCUUUUCGCUGGGCGACAUUUGUGUGCCACCCAUGGCAAAUGUGCUCAAGGUCUUUCUGGAGAAUGGCCAGACCAAGUCGUUCAAGUACGAUGCCACCACCACAGUGCAGGAUGUGGUUAGCUCGCUGCUGGACAAACUCUGCCUCUGCUGUGGCGAACUUUUCAGUCUGGUGUUGGAGCACGUCAAGAGUCUAAAGCGCAACAAACUCACGCUUCUCGAUCCACAGGAGUCAUUAGCUCGCAUUGCUGCUAGGCCUGGUGCCCACAAGCUGCGCUGCCUGUUUCGCAUCACUUUUGUGCCCAUUUCGGCCGCCGAGUUGGCGCAACGGGAUCUGCAUGCACUCGACUAUCUGUAUUUGCAGUGCUGCAACGAUGUCAACCAGGAACGUUUUGCACCCGAAUUGCAACCAGAGCUGGCAUUGCGUCUGGCCGCUCUCCACAUGCAUCAGCAUGCGCUGGCCAAUAACUUUGCGCCCGCUAAGCUCACCGUUAAGCUGGUCGAACGGGAGUUUGGCCUGGAACGCUUUGUGCCUGUCAGCUUAUUUGAGGGCAUGAAACGCAAGGAGCUGCGACGCCUCAUUUCACACUUUCUUAAGCUCAACGCGGAGAUGACGGGUUCCUCCAGCAAGGUUCUAACUCAGCUGCAGGCGAAACUCCAUUACCUAGAUAUAAUCGCUAGUUUACCAAGCUAUGGCGCCAAAUGUUUCAGCACAAACCAAAGAGAAGGCAUGGAACGAGUUCUGCUGAUCAGUCCGCGGUUCGGUCUAAGUCAAAUAUCCAGUGCUCGCAAUUCAGUGCCACAGCCCAUUUCGGCCAUUGAGGACUUCACACAUGUGGUGGUCCAUCGCGAGGAUGAUGUCACCUGCAGCGUGUCCAUCUAUAUGCUGGGCGAUCGUGCAGUCAAGUUCAUCAUGGAGGAUCGCGAUGCUUGCGAGUUUAGUCUGGUGCUCGGCGGCUACUAUCGACUGUUAACAGGGAACAUACUGAAUGUGCUGCGGGAGCGUGAACCGCACGAAGAUGACAAUGCACCCGCAUUCCUGUCUCAGCACACAGUGUUGCCCGCCGGCUGGAGCUAUCUGCUGCCAUUCCAUACGCGUGCGCACAGCGUCAACUUCCUGAUCACGCCGCCAUAUCAUCCGAUGCCGCACAAGGCGGUGCUCUCGCAACCGCAGCCCGCUCAGCCGCAAUCGCUGCCCUACGCCACCGACUUGGAUCUGCACAGUGUAAUGGCCACCGAGCUGCUCGAGGAGGCGGCCAAGGACUCUGGGUUGAGCGACAGCAGCGGCAGCAACUAUUGCAGCGAGGGACGCAGUCAACUGGCCGUCGAAGCAAAGAACGAGCAAGUGCUGCGACGUGUGCAGGAGCUACAGCAGCUUGUCCAAUGCUCAGAGCAGUAUCUCAGCGAACAGGAGCAGGAAUUGCAGCAAAUCCAGCUGCAUCAGCAGCACCAGCAACAGCAGCUGGGCCAAAGCGUGGCCAUGCUAGAGUUCGACAGCGACUGCGACAGCCUGAACAGCAGCAAAGUCUCUUCCACGGAGGAGGCCAACAUCAGUCAUCUCGUCAGCGGUGGCACGCAUGCUUUGAAGCACAGUGAUUCACUGCAGCUGCUGGCUGACACCAUUAGCCAUGAGUUGACGGGCAUCACGCAGGGACUGAAUGCCAUACCGGAGCCGGUGUCUGCCUCGGCACCGCCCACACCCGCCACGCCCAAGCGCAAGCCGAGCUUGUGCAGCACUUCAAGUCCUCGACCACAGCGCAAGCUCAACGGCUUCAGUCAGCUGCUAAGCGAUCUACAGGCACUUGGCACAGAUUUCUCGCAGAGCGAAAGCGAUUCCGAAUCGGUUGCCUCCCCGGCACAAUCGCCCACCACACGACGACCACAGCAGCUCAUGCAGUCAGGUGCCAAGCAGCAGCUGGCGCAGCGCAGUAGCUUUGGACUGCAUAGUCCGGAUGGCACACACUUUGGUGCCGAGACCAAGGACUAUAAUCUGCGCGAGUAUCUGCAGCAGCUGAAGGAGAUUAGCAAUGUGCCAGCAGCGGACACGGAUGUGGCUGCUCGCCAGCUCUCCGAGAUAUAUGGUUUUGAGGUGCGCGAGGAUACAUUCAUUGAGACGGACACGGAUUUGAUUGAUUUGCGUGCCAUACCGCCGCCCCAAACGCCCGAUGAGCUGGACUCACUGUCGCUGAUGAAUGCGGCGCCGCCCAAGGGCUUCGAGGGCAAGGCCGAGGAGCUGGAUAGCUUUCUACAACAGAUGCUGGUGGCACCGCCCACACAGAAGGCCACGCCCGCUAAGGAAUUGACGCCAGAGGAGAUAAUGUCGUUUAUUAUACCGCCACCACCGAAUCUGGAGGCAGUGCAGCCGGAAACCGAAUGCCUCUACAGCAAUUCGGUGCAGGCGAAGCGUGAGUUUUUCCAAACUGUGGCCAAUGGCAACAGCAACCAUACCAACAACAACAACAACAACAAUAUUAGCAAGGAUCUAUCAUCACACGUCAUUGAGUAUCCCACCGUGGAGCGCAAGAGCAAAUUCAGCUGCUGUCCCACAUCCAACAAGAAGGAAGAGACUUUACCAAUCGAUGAGCAGGCAGCCAUGCAACUUCCAAUGCAACCGCCACCGCGUACACCCACCACGGAGCAGAUGACGCCGCCACCGGCGCGUCCGCCCAAAAGCGCCGAGCUGCUGCAGCGAUAUUCGCCCAAGAAGCAGCUGCGCAUCGUUGCACCCGUGAGUGUGCCAUUCCGUGAGCUGUGUCCGCCACAAUUGCCGCCGCGUAGCAGCCCAACAGCCAGCUCGGAGCCGUGCACUCCGCAGCCCACGGUGGGCAUAAUGGGAGCCGGAUCAGUGUCAGCGGUGAGUGUGCCCAAGAAACCCCCGUUGCCGCCCAUUGCCAGUCGUCCACGUCCCGUCAAUGGCAUGCCCAACGCCAGCACACCCGCCAGCACCAUCACAACAACAAUACCGCCCAUACCGGCCACCGCCCGCCUACCCAAUGCGCAUUCCAAUGGCCAGCCGGCGCUGCCCAAGAAGCCACAACAGCUGCACGGCGAGAAGCUGUUCAUCAAGAACGGCCAUCUUAUCGAUGGCGAAGCGCUGCUGGCCAAAACAGAUGUGGCCAUGGCCGGUCUGCUCAUUAAACUGGAUCAGGUGGCCGCUCAGUGCUCGGCCGCACAGUCAGCUGGCGGUGGAGCCAGCAUCGAUGAGGAAAAAUUCCAACGAGCACGCAACGAGCUAACAGAACAAACGCUUGCCCUUGUCACGGCUAGCAAAUUCCUGGUGGCCUCCAUGUCGGACAUGACACUGAUAACGCUGCCCGAUCACCUGACCUCCUGCCUGACGGCCAUUAGACGCAUCACCGAGCUGGCCCAGGACAUGACCCGACACACAUCGGCACCGCUGCAGACGCGCAACAUUGUGCUAAAGGUGCACGAUGUGGCGAGCAGUUUCCGCGAACUGGUUGGCGUACAGAUUGGCCCGAUUGGUGCCGGCCAAUUGGCUCUGCAGGCCGAAUGCCUAGCGAAUGUGUUGGCAACGCUGUUGCGCAGCUUGCGUGUGUUUUCGCCCUAGACCAGAUCCCCAAUAAAUCAAAUCCACGACAUAUCGCUCGCCCGUAUAACUAUUCAACCAUCGAAAUAAGUAAAGAGAGAAAAAACAUAAUGAAAAAUAUACUAAAAUACCUUAUAUACAAAGUACACUUAUACAAAAAAAAACAACAUCUGCAACUAUUUUACAGGUAAAAGGCAAC